CAACAACAGCAACAACAACAACAACAACAACAACAACAACAACAACAACAACAACAACGACAACAACAAGAACAACAUCAGCAACAACGGUGAGCAGCGAAUGGGCGAAAUCGGCGAGACAGGUGUGGAGGACGAUGACAUCAAUAACAACGGUGUCACUCAUCUGCUGCAGGGUGGUGGAGACCAGGCGGAGGAGUGGGAGGUGCGGGAGGUGGAGCAGGGGUUUGGGACAGAGGCAGUGGUUGUGGUGGAGGAGAUGCAGGGAACAGGCGAGAUGGGCAAGAAGGGUAGGAAGGUGGACAGCAACAACAACAACAACAACAACAACAACGACAACAACAACAACAACAACAACAACAACAACAACAACAACAACAACAACAACAACAACAAAAGCAACAACAGCAACAACAACAACAACAACGACGACGAAGAUGGGGGCGCCGACCAUGGCAGAAGCUGGGUAGCAAGUGAUGUUUGCGUAUCCAUGAUCGCCAUCUGCAUGGCAGGACAGAACUACGAUGGCGACAACUACAUCAUCAACAACAACAACAACAACAUUUACAACAACGACUACAAUAACAACAGCAACAUCAACGACGAUGAAGACGGCGGUGGCGAUCGUGGCAGCAGCGGGGCCAGUAGUGAAGAUGGGGGUGGUGACCAUGGCAGAAGCAGGGCAGGGAGUGCUGUUUGUGCAUCCAUGGUUGCCAUCAGCACGGCUGGAGAGACCAAUGACGGUGACAACAACAUCAACGACAACAACAACAACAACAACAACAACAACAACAACAACAACAGCUACAGCAACCACAACGGCAAAGAAGACGGCGGAGGCAAUCACGGCGGCAGCAGCGGCAUGGCCCUCACGAACGAGGUUUUUGACGUCUUCAAGAAGCAUAUCAGAACUCUGCUGCAGGUUUUUCUGUUCCUGGGGAACAGGAGUCACACAGAAGUAAUGCUAGAACAAGAUAUGGAAAUACUGAGAAACGAUGGGGAGGAGGAGGAGGAGGAAGAUGACGAUGAGGAGGAGGAGGAGGAAGAAGACGACGAUGGGGAGGAGGAGGAGGACGGAGAUGAUGACGAGGAGGAGGACGAAGAUGAUGACGGGGAGGAGGACGAAGAUGAUGACGGGGAGGAGGAGGAAGAAGACGACGAUGAUGGGUAGGACGAGGAUGUUCAAACUUCCGAGGUUGAAGCGGGAAAAAAAAAAGCCUACGUGGCAGGUGGAUGAAUAUUUUCCCCCAAAAAAAUAAAAAAUCCUAAUCUGACAGUCAACCGGUUGAAUAUCGAAAUCAAGCUUCAUCGACUUA
Molecule: messenger RNA, 1313 nt
Organism: Chara braunii
Lineage: Eukaryota; Viridiplantae; Streptophyta; Charophyceae; Charales; Characeae
Source: the annotation of a GenBank genome assembly